CCAUGCUGCCUUUCGCGUCAGCUGAUCUCGUUUCUGUUUUCCCGGAUCAGGAGAUUGACAGAUUUCACACGACCCGUGCUCGUGUCGAUUCGGCGAGAGGAGAGGAAACGCCGUCGUGACGGAUGAACGCAGAAAAGACAUGUGCCCCCAGAUGCACUUUGAUGUGAAAUGAACACGUCGGCGUGUGACUGGACGUUAGGGGAAACUGCCAGGGAUUCGUGUAUCACUUCCACUAUUUUGUACCUGACAAGAACUUGCCUCGUGUGAAGUGGCACUAACUGAAGCUACAGGAGCCAUGUUGGCCACCCAGACGCCCGAGAGCGACCCAGAAACGGGCGACGUUAAACAGUGGAUCAAGAACAAGAUCGCGCGGACGCUGAAGGUCCUGCAGAAGCGUUACAUCACCACAGACACGGCGGUCACCAGCGAGGACCUGGAGGCUAACCUGCUGUGUUGUGCUGUGGAGGCGGUCUUCAUUCAUGGAAUCAAGAGCAAGUUCAUCCGGUUUGACGGAAGUCACACACGCAAAGGAGGGUCACGGGGGGCUCUUCCUCAGCCCGUCUUCUGGAGCCUGUUGAAGACCGUCACCCACAGGGAUGUAAUUCAAGAACUGGAACGUCUAAGCUUCAUAAACUCAGACAUUGGCCGCUGCAGAGCGUGGGUUCGUCUGGCGCUAAAUGACGGGCUUCUGGAGUGUUACCUGACCUCGCUGCUUCGAGAAGGCUCCAAGCUGGGCUCCUACUACCAGCCCGGGGCUCUUCUGCUGGACCCAGAGGACCGCGAGGUUCUCCUCACGCUCCUGCAGGGUUUGUCCUCGAUGACUUUCCAGCUUUCCUAUAAAUCAGCGGUGCUGAAUGAGUGGACCAACACGCCCCUGGUCCUCGCGGGUCUGUCUCCCUUGACGCCUGCCGACGAGCACCUCGUAUGCCCCAAGCGCAAGGAGUCUUGGGAUACGGUGUCCCAGUCGUCCGGAGGGUCUGGAAGCUCAGACUGGGCUCCGGAGGUGAUCCACAGGGAGCCUAGGAGAGAGCCGAGCGAGGGCUGCGAGCCGAACACCCCGCUGACCACGUCGAACCUGAGCCUGGACACGUCAGGGUCAUCGCAGCUGUCCUCCAGUCUGAGCUCGGACAGUCUGCUGCAGGAGCUCAGGAGUCCGGAGAAGGAGCACUGGAGUUGUGACACGGAGAUCAGCCAAAACGCACAAAAGAUGAUCACCGCUACAGAAGACAACAGUUGCUCCAAUCGGGACUCGAAGGAAGACUUUGACGUGUUCAUACCGGCUUCGGACUCUGAAACGCAAGCCCUUACUGACAACAAGCACAAGCCCGAGGCGUCUCCAGCAGCUGCACAGGACACGCAUCAAUCAGAUGCACACGUCUCAGAGGAAGCUAAAGCAUGCUCAGAAAACAUAUCAGCUGGGACGAUACAGGAGGAGGAGGAAUCCAAGACUGUAGUUAAAACCUCCACAGAGACUCCAGAAAACUCACCUGUUGAAUUUCCUUCGGUUUCGACCCAGAUUGUUGACAAGACCUCUGACCUUAAAGACCCCGAGGCUCUUCCUUCAGAGACCUCCAUCGCCUCUAGUUCAGUGGAGCAAUCCCAGCAUGCUGCAAACAGACGCUCCGCGAGCACCGUCAGCAGGAAAACCUCCUCAGACUCUCUGUAUUCCUCCUGCAAAUCCACAUCUUGGAUAUCAGAGGACGAUUUCUACAAACCAGGAAAAACGGACAGUUCGGAAGCGUAUGCUGUGAUUGACAUUGUGCAGACGAACGGACAGGAAACGCCUACCUCUGAAACGGACUGCAUCCAGGCAGCACCUAGUGUAGUGCACCGGAGACACAACGGUCUUCCUAACCCGUUCAGGGGUCUUCUGAAGCUGGGUCAGCUGGAGCGGCGCAGAGCGGUGGGCAUGUGGUGGGAUUACUACUGCGAGCUCUCUCCGUUUGAGCUGCGACUCUACAUCAACGCAGAGGAGCGCAUCUGCUACGAAAACCUGUCCCUGCUGCGCUGCGAAGACGUCCGCCUGUCCUCCAGCACAGAGGGCCGAUUCCGCCUCUCCUUCCUGGGCAAAAGAAUCUACCUGCGCGCCCCGUCCCGGGGAGAAGCGGAGGACUGGGUGGAUCGCAUCGAGGAGGCCAUCGGCAAACUACGGCCCAUAAUGAGAGACGAACAGUGGGAGGAGCUCCACGACCAGGACGUCCCCUCGCCGACGCCCUCAAGCCCCGAGCACACCAUCUCGGAGCUUCCAGAUGCUCCACAGCUAGAUUGGACCCGUCAUAAGGACCCAGAACCGGAUGCUAUAAAGGAAGCGGUGGUCUAUCAGAACUUGGAGGAGAAGGGUUGGCGCUCUGUUUUGCUUUCUCUCUCCCUGGAGGCCCUGAGAGGGUACCGAGUCCAGGGGGACUCCAAGACACCCCUGUUCUCUUACACCAUUGGGAGCAUCAGGGAUGUGGUUCCUGACGUUUCUCUAGGAAGCCCAGCGUUUUUUAAGGUUCUGACUGCGCGGGACACUCUGACGUUGCGGGCGGAGAGCGGCGAGGAAGCGCGAGGGUGGAGGAGUCUGAUCAGAGGAGCGCUCGACUCGUAUCUGGAGACGGAGGAUGAUGGAGCGCUGCAGGACGUCUCCGCGGUGGGCAGCGUCCACAAGCUGGUCCAGCACAGACUGAAGGGAGACGGGGUGCUGCUGUCUCACCUGUCUACUGUCCCGAAUGAGAGGGGGCUGGAUGCACAAAACUACAAAUGUGCAAGUUGUCCUCGUCAGAUCGGUGUGUCUCUGGGGAGAGCCAGACUCUGUGAGUUCUCAGGUCAGUACUACUGUGAGAGCUGCCAUCAGGGAGACACAAGCAUCAUCCCCUCCCGCAUGCUGCACAACUGGGACCUAACGGCACGUGAGGUCUCAAAACAAGCCUUUAAGUUGCUGACUCAGAUUGAGCAUGAGCCUCUCCUGCACCUCGACGCUUUGAACCCUGACCUGUUCGAUCACACGGACGUCAUGGAGAAAGUGCAGAACCUGAGACAAAGGCUUCGCUUUCUCGGGGACUACGUCCUCAUCUGCCGCAGCGGCAUCAGCAAGCAGAUAGAGCCCAGACUUCAGCAGCGGACAUACUUACUGGAUAACAGUGAUCUAUACAGCGUACUGGACUUGCAGCAGAUAGCAGACGGGCACUACGAAUCUUACCUGCAGUCCCUGAUCCAGUUUGGCUCCAAGCACGUGCACGGCUGUGACCUUUGCACCCAAAGGGGCUUCAUAUGUCAGAUCUGCAACGCCGACAACAUCAUCUUCCCCUUCCAGUUCGACGGCACCACCAGGUGUGACGUCUGCAAAACGGUGUUUCACUCCUCCUGCAAGGCCAAGUGUCCGGUCUGUCCGCGCUGCAUUCGCAUUCAAAAGUAUACGGAGAGGGAUCUGGAGGACUGAAUUAGCUGGUAGUUAGAAACGGGUCAGGCGGCGAGGGUUAGGACUAUAUUAUUGUAAUACUCCAAAUGUGCUAUUUUUCUCAGUAGCCGACCGUCUGGAAGCGUUUUGUUGUUGUUGUUUUUUCUUCACACUAAGCAUCUUAUUUGACUCUCGACCUCAAGUGCACUUAUUCACACAUUCAUCUGUACCUAUUUGCUCACAUCAGCACUCCCGUGUUUGCUCUUUCAUGUAAUAUUAAUAACCCCAAACCAGCGGUGGGAGAACUGUUAUUAAAGCUAUGAUUGUUGCUUUUCGACUUUUUACGGAAGCGCACCCUUCGACGGUUAACCAACUCUACGGGCUCCACAUUUAAUUCUGCAGGUUUGUGUUUAAAAUCAUGUCUUGGUUCCCUUUUUUUUGUUUCUUGCGUAGUUGUUGUUGAUUGUCAAGCCAAGGAAGUCUUUAUUUAUGAAGGCACUUGAAUGCCAAGGAUCUUAUAACUCUUGUUUUUAUAGUACUUUUUUUUUUUUUUUUUUUUUUUUAAAUGUCACAUGCCAAGUUUUUAUAUGAAACAUUACGAGUUUACAAAGCGUUGUAUGCAUUAAUAACCGUAUAUGCAGGUAUCGUAUACAUUUUAUAAGGACGGUUAAUGGAAUUAUGAAAUGUACCACCACUUAAAACCUCCUUAACAGGUCAUUUUUGUAUAAUACUGUGCCUUUAUUUUAAGUUCGAGUGUAGCAUUCGUCACUAAAAUGGGAUGUGCCAAAAAUGUAACCAUUAUAGAAGCCAAUGUAAAUUAUUAAUGCUUGCCACAAAAUCAGUUCAGAAAUCUAAUUGCUGACAUUCAUCUCUGUGGAUGAUAAAAACUCUUUUUAUAUAUUAUGUUCCUAGUUUAAUGAAUGCAUAUGAAGGUUGACUACCGCUUUAGCACAUGUUUUAUAUUGGAAACUGAAAUAGAAAGAACAUUCUUCAAAUGAUUUUUUUUGGUACUACUUUUUUUUUUUUUUUUUUUUACAAUGCUGUUUUUUCUGAUAAUUUUAUGACUAGUUCAUUAUAUCAUGUUGAAGGAAAAUCCCAGAUGUCUUUGUCUUUUUUUCUUUUCGUCUUUCUUAUGUAACGCCACUAGAGGAGGUAAAAGUCUAAACGUGAUUUGACGGCAGCCCUGUUUUUACUGUCAUGAAUACCAAAGCUUUUCUCUGGUCUGGAAGCAAAAGUGUUUCACAUUCACAAUGUCUUAUUGUUGUUGUUAUUAUUAAUAGUAUAUAUUAUACUCAUAAUAUGUGCAUAUAGUCUUUUACCCAAAGCAUUGAUGAAAGCAAAAAUAUUGACAACUUGGAAAUUGUGCGCAUUAAUCUCAAACUGAAAUGUUUGUGUCGAGUGAACUUGACAUGAACAACAUUUCCUAGAGUCAAAAGAGAGAUUCAUAUUUUUGUCUUUAACUUGUCAUUCCCCUCAAACCACAUCGCAGUGUGUUUGUCUCUGACUGGUUCUUCCUGUUUUCAUACCUCCUGGCACUCUUUCUGUCUGUUUGUUUCUGUCCCUUUCCUGUAUGUACCAAACAAACCUUUUGUUAUUUAAAAAGAAUGACAGACCUCGGGUAGAGGUUGGAGAAUUGAACCAGUCAGUGUAAAGUUAGCUAAAAACUGAGUUAGAGUUUGAAAUAAUAUAUUUUACUUUUUGUGAGACAUUACAGACAAGAUGUUUUUUAGUGGAACUAAAAUAUCCAAAAUCUCUUCUUUUUUCUUCUUCCAAUUCUGAGUUUACAUCUCAUAAUUCUAACUUUUGGGAAGUUCAAUUAUUAUUAUUUUUUUAUAAAAAUACAUUAAAAAAAAUUAAUUAUUGUUUUGGUUUUUUUUCUUCAUAAUUUAGGCUUUGUUUCAUGCAAUUCUUUUUUUUUUCUCACAAUACCAUGUCAUAAUUCUUAAUGCAAUUAAAAAUUCAUGCAAUGUUUAAUGUAAUUUCAACCUUUUUGCUCCAUUUUUUUUUUUUUUUCAAUUAUAGUUUAUAUCUCAGUUCUGACUCAUCAUUUUUAUCUAUUUAAU
Messenger RNA from Puntigrus tetrazona (Sumatra barb), 5439 nucleotides. It is a transcript of the gene plekhm1, whose product is annotated as pleckstrin homology domain containing, family M (with RUN domain) member 1. The coding region runs from base 296 to 3418 and encodes 1040 amino acids. The transcript has 13 exons. The record is from RefSeq and is a predicted model, not a curated record. Lineage: Eukaryota; Metazoa; Chordata; Actinopteri; Cypriniformes; Cyprinidae.